UAAUGCGACGUCAUCUUUGCAGUAUUAAGGUCUUAGAAAAGCUACGUGGACGUUCUAGCAGAGAGGAAACGCACAAGACAGCAGCAGGGUAGGGAGUAUUGACAUAGCCACAGUCACCAUGGACCAGGUUAUGCAGUUCGUUGAACCCAGUCGUCAGUUUGUGAAGGACUCCAUUAGACUUGUCAAAAGGUGUACAAAGCCAGACCGAAAAGAAUUCCAGAAAAUUGCCAUGGCAACGGCAAUUGGUUUUGCAAUUAUGGGAUUCAUUGGCUUUUUCGUGAAACUUAUCCACAUCCCCAUCAACAACAUCAUUGUUGGUGGUUAAACAUCUUACCUGCUGAAAGACUAUGACCUGACCUACAAGUGUGGACUGGAGAGGAGAGGAGAGGAGAGGGGUGGGGUUAGAGACUGAUUUUUUACAUUUGUUGUAUAGUUGUAUGUGUUAAUAAAUGUGGGAGACAAACUAAAA
Polyodon spathula (Mississippi paddlefish) is the source of this 469-nucleotide messenger RNA. It is a transcript of the gene sec61g, whose product is annotated as SEC61 translocon subunit gamma. Gene Ontology annotation, biological process: protein targeting; post-translational protein targeting to membrane, translocation. The transcript has 4 exons. Bases 119 to 325 code for a protein of 68 amino acids. The record is from RefSeq and is a predicted model, not a curated record. Gene Ontology annotation, cellular component: Ssh1 translocon complex; membrane. Lineage: Eukaryota; Metazoa; Chordata; Actinopteri; Acipenseriformes; Polyodontidae. Gene Ontology annotation, molecular function: transmembrane protein transporter activity.